Messenger RNA from Aaosphaeria arxii CBS 175.79, 1724 nucleotides. RefSeq names its product WD40 repeat-like protein. Gene Ontology annotation, cellular component: Set1C/COMPASS complex. The transcript is spliced from 4 exons. The record is from RefSeq and is a predicted model, not a curated record. Lineage: Eukaryota; Fungi; Ascomycota; Dothideomycetes; Pleosporales. Gene Ontology annotation, molecular function: protein binding. Bases 160 to 1590 code for a protein of 476 amino acids.
GCCUCACCUAAUAAUCUCUCCCACUGUAUAGGUAACUAUACCUAUCCACUGUGUACGCCGCACUUCCUUUCAACAAAGGACUCUGCGCAGUCUGAAGAUGCUGCACGGAAUACGCAACAUUCACACUGCGCACUGUUGCGCUACCAUUCACUCAGCGCCAUGAAUCUGUCCUUAGUUGAUCCCUUCGUCCUUGCCCAGGAUUGUCCUGAAGUUAUAACUGGACGCCUACGCAGCGGCCAUUCUACGUCUAUACGUUUCAGUCAUCGAGGCGAUUUGCUUGCAUCAGGUAGACAUGAUGGAAUUGUCGUCAUAUUCGACAUCGAAACCAACGGUGUAGCGCGCAAGCUACGCGGUCACACACGGCAGAUACAGUCAUUAAGUUGGUCAACCAAUGAUCGUUACCUGUUGAGUGCAGGGCAAGAUUGGAAGGCUGUGCUCUGGGACUUGCAGGAUGGCUCACGCUUGCGUACUGUCCGCUUCGAAUCUGCCAUUUUCAUUGCAGAGAUACAUCCAAAGAACCAUAACCUAUUUGUCGCAGCCCUUUAUGAAGACCAACCCGUCCUCGUCGAUAUCUCCGAACCGAUUCCCGUGAAGCAUUCGCUUUCCUCUGCACCCCGCAGACUUCAAUCCGAACGCGACAAUGCGACCGAAAAACAAGCUGCCCAGGACGCGAAGCAAACUACCACAGUGACCGUAUUCACGCCUUCCGGAGAACAUAUCUUAGCAGGAACGAAUAAGGGCUGGCUCAAUAUUAUCAGCGCAAAGACACACCAAAUACUAUACUCCCUGCGUCUCACAAACAACAUCAUCGUAUUCGUGCGGUUGACUUUAUCGGGGAGGGAUGUCGUUAUAAAUUCCAGCGAUCGCAUUGUUCGGACGAUACAUCUGCCAGAGUUGACGGAUCCCAAGCUUGACUUCGACACUCUCCAGCUUGAAGUGGAGCACAAGUUUCAAGAUCUGGUACAGAGACUUUCAUGGAAUCACGUCUCAUUCAGCCCCUCUGGAGAAUACGUCACUGCAUCUACCUGGAUGAACCAUCACAUAUACGUUUGGGAGCGUGGGCAAGGCAGUCUAGUGAAGAUCCUGGAAGGGACAAAAGAGGAGUUGUCGGCUGUGGAGUGGCAUCCUUUCCGGCCUUUUGUAGCGGCCGUUGGCGUGGACUCCGGCAGAAUUUGGCUAUGGUCAAUUCUACAGCCCCAGCGGUGGUCGGCCCUUGCACCCGAUUUCGUUGAGGUAGAAGAGAAUCACGAAUACAUAGAACACGAGGACGAGUUCGACAUUCAACCGCUUGAAGAAAUCCACAAACGCCGGCUUGAUCAAGAAGAUGAGGAGGUGGAUGUGCUUACUAUUGAGCCUCAGAAAACGCCAAUGACGUUUGAGGCAGAUGAUCUGGGUUUCAGGAUGCCCGUUUUGCUGGACAUAGAGGCCAGCGAUAGCGAGGAUGAAGUUGUCGCCAUUGGUGCCGGUCAAUUCAGAAGGAAAAGCCCUGGUACGGGUCGAGAAUGGAUGAACGACGACGAGGGGGCCGAAGUCGCAAGCAAUGGAACAAGCGCUACACAGAACGGUACCAAGCGAAGGAGAGCUGGCUAAACAACCAAUGGGGUAAUGCAUACGCUGCUUUACACUUGCGGCAAGUCAAUUGUAUUGAAUAUGACAUGACCAACUCGAUGGUUUACUCACCAAACUCUCUAAAUCCAAUGUGAAUGAAUAAGUGAAGUCUCCGG